Molecule: messenger RNA, 1978 nt
Organism: Aspergillus aculeatus ATCC 16872
Lineage: Eukaryota; Fungi; Ascomycota; Eurotiomycetes; Eurotiales; Aspergillaceae
Product: cytochrome P450
Exons: 3
Coding region: 317-1669 (450 amino acids)
Molecular function (GO): oxidoreductase activity, acting on paired donors, with incorporation or reduction of molecular oxygen; iron ion binding; heme binding
Source: RefSeq, a predicted model, not a curated record
UGGGUAGUGCAGAGGACAUAUAAAGAUCUUGGAAUAGAAUAGCAGAUACAGUUGAGGUUGAACUAUCCUUUUUCAAAUCACUCGACUCAAAUGUUCAACAUUCAGGGCCUCUCAGGGCUCUAUAGCCCCUCAAGCACCGCUUGGGUUUUGCUAGCAGGAAGCCUGGGAACGGUGAGUGCACAUUCUUCCUGGUCCAUGAAAUCAAGGUUGAGCUAAACCACGGUUGUGCCGCGGAAAGAUUCUGUUCUACACAGUUGCUCUUGUCCUGUACAAUGUCUACCUCCAUCCAUUGGCCCGAUAUCCCGGGCCAACGGCAAUGGCAGCCACGCGUAUACCCUACAUGCGGCUCACCAUCGGGGGCCGGUUUCCGCAAACGAUCAAGCAGCUGCAUCAGCAAUAUGGCAAGGUUGUGCGGAUUGCUCCGAAUGAGCUCUCCUUCACUGAUGGUGAGGCCUGGAAGGCCAUCUAUGGGACUCGGCCGGGGCAUGGCCAAAAGGGAAAGGAUUUCCGAUUCUACUCACCCACGGCUGGAGGCGCCCCGAGUAUCAUUGUCUCGAACGAUGCUGACCACUCCCGCUUCCGCCGCUUGAUGGCACAUGGAUUCUCCGAUAGCUCCUUGCGGGGCCAAGAGCCAAUCAUCAAGGGAUAUGUCGAUCUGCUCAUGCAGCGGCUGCGGGAGAAGUGUGAAGAGGGCGAGGUCGUUGACCUAGUCAAGUGGUAUAACUUCACCACCUUCGACAUUAUUGGGGAUCUAGCAUUCGGAGAACCCUUCGAUUGCCUCAAGAACUCCAACUACCACCAAUGGGUGUCGAUCAUCAUGAGCCAGGUCAAAACUGCUGCAUAUGCAAAUGUGGCUCGUCGUCUUCCUGGAUCCCUAGCGCUUCUGAAACUGAUCACGCCCAAGCACAUAAUUGCGGAAAAGGAUAUACAUGCCGCUUUGACGACGGAGAAAGUCCAGGCCCGGCUAAGCAAGACCAAUGACCGACCGGAUUUCUUCAGCAACAUCUUGAAGCAUGAGAAUACCGAAAAAGGAUUCACCACCCAGGAGCUAGUGAGCAAUGGGAGUACGAUCAUCAUUGCUGGCUCGGAAACGACCGCGACUUUACUUUCGGGGGUGACCUACCUGCUAUUGAAAAGUCCCCGUGUGCUAUCCAAGCUCCAAGACGAGAUCCGAUCGACAUUUUCCGACGAAAGUGAGAUCGACCUGGAAUCCUGCAAUAAACUCGAGUACUGCCUUGCUGUCCUUACCGAGGCACUGCGGGUGUAUCCCCCAGUCGGACCGGGGCUUCCUCGUAUUGUUGACGCUCAGGGUGAUAUGAUAGCUGGAAACUGGGUACCAGGGGGUACUAUUGUGUCUAUCUCACAGCUGGCUGCAAAUCACUCUUCCGACAAUUUCACCGAUCCCGAGCGAUUCAUUCCGGAACGUCAUCUUGGGGACCCUCGCUUUGCGAAUGAUAGCAAAACGGCAAUGCAGCCCUUUAGCUUUGGUCCCAGGAACUGCAUUGGACGCAACCUAGCCUAUGUCGAGAUGCGUCUCAUACUUGCCCGCAUGGUCUUCAAUUUUGACAUGGAGCUCGAUCAGCCAGGUUCCGACUGGCUGCACCAGGAAUGCUUUGUCUUGUGGCAAAAGCCAUCUUUGCCAGUCAAAUUAAUCCCCAGACACAAGUAGACAUGGGCAGUGAGGCAUAUUGCUUCUAGGCCCAAGGAAAGGGUGUCUUGGGCUAGGUUCUCAAUGCCCUCGGCUCAUGGUACAAGACUGCUCUUAGCGAUGGUUCAUCAGAGGGACAAGGAAGAAUCGCAAUCUUCGACUUUUGCUGGGUCCUGCCACUUCUUAUUCUGCAUAAAUACAAGCUUGCUGGAUGACUGGCGCUCCAAGAGGCCAGCGUGAGACUACCGAUGAUACCUUCCCUCUCAUUGGCUUGUUCCGGAGACCACAACGUUAGGCUCACUUGAUAGAGAAGCCUCUCAAAAUACACGG